This is a messenger RNA of Puma concolor (puma), 666 nucleotides long. It is a transcript of the gene DUSP19, whose product is annotated as dual specificity phosphatase 19. Gene Ontology annotation, biological process: regulation of MAP kinase activity; protein dephosphorylation. Gene Ontology annotation, cellular component: cytoplasm. The record is from RefSeq and is a predicted model, not a curated record. Gene Ontology annotation, molecular function: JUN kinase phosphatase activity. Lineage: Eukaryota; Metazoa; Chordata; Mammalia; Carnivora; Felidae.
AUGCACUCCCUUAACCAGGAAAUUAAAGCGUUCUCCCGGAAUAAUCUCAGGAAGCAAUGUACCAGGGUGACAACGCUAACUGGAAGGAAAAUUAUAGAAACAUGGAAAGAUGCCAGAAUUCAUGUUGUGGAAGAAGUAGAGCCGAGCAGUGGGGGUAGUUGUGGUUAUGUGCAGGACCUUAGCUUGGACCUGCAUGUUGGUGUUAUUAAGCCUUGGUUGCUCCUUGGGUCACAAGAUGCUGCUCACGAUCUGGAUACUCUGAAAAAGCACAAGGUGACACAUAUUCUCAAUGUUGCAUAUGGAGUUGAAAAUACUUUCCUCAGUGACUUUAUAUAUAAGAGUAUUUCUAUAUUGGAUCUGCCUGAAACCAAUAUCCUGUCUUAUUUUCCAGAAUGUUUUGAAUUUAUUGAACAAGCAAAAAUGAAGGAUGGCGUGGUUCUUGUUCAUUGUAAUGCAGGAGUUUCCAGGGCUGCUGCAAUUGUAAUAGGUUUCCUGAUGAAUUCUGAAGAAAUCUCGUUCAUCAGUGCUUUUUCUUUGGUGAAAAAUGCAAGGCCUUCCAUAUGUCCAAAUGCGGGCUUCAUGGAGCAGCUUCGUACAUACCAAGAGGGCAAGGAAAGCAAUGAGUGUGACAACAUACAGGAAUUAGAAAAGGGUGACAGUUCAUGA